Molecule: messenger RNA, 999 nt
Organism: Kwoniella botswanensis
Lineage: Eukaryota; Fungi; Basidiomycota; Tremellomycetes; Tremellales; Cryptococcaceae
Exons: 3
Coding region: 1-999 (332 amino acids)
Cellular component (GO): cytoplasm; nucleus
Molecular function (GO): heat shock protein binding
Source: RefSeq, a predicted model, not a curated record
AUGGACGAUUCCGACCCUAUUUACACAUUCUUCCCGGACUCCCUCCAAUCUUCCUCCCCCCAGACGAUCCUGUACGAAGCCCUCAACCUUCCUUCUUCAGCUACUCAAGAAGAGAUCCGAAAGGCUUAUAGGAAACUUGCACUACAGUAUCAUCCGGAUAAACAUUCCCAUAAGAACGAUGAUAAAGAGAAAGAAGAGCUAAAUAAGAAGUUUCAGAGGAUCGGUUUCGCCUAUACGAUAUUGAGUGAUGAGAAGAGUAAGAAGAGGUAUGAUCGGACGGGUAAGACGGAUGAUAAGUUUGAUUCGGUAGGGGAUAUGGAAGGAGGGUGGGAAGCGUACUUCGAGGGGCUGUUUAAGAGGGUAGAUAGGAAGAUACUGGAUGAGGAUAAGGAGAAAUAUCAGAAUUCAUCCGAAGAGAAAUCCGACCUAGUUUCAUCAUACAAAUCCUCCAAAGGAUCUCUCCCAACCAUCCUGAACUACAUCCCCCACUCAAGCUACACUGAUGAAGAUCGAUUCAUUCAAAUAAUCAAUUCACUCAUCGAAUCAGGCGAGUUGGAAUUGACCGAUAAAUGGGAAAAGACAUCAACCGAUCUCAAAGCGAAGGACAAACGACGUAAAGCAGGUGAGAAAGCUGCGAAGGAAGCUGAGAAGCAGGCCAAAGAAUUGGGUGUGUGGGAGGAAUUCUAUGGUAAUGGAGAGAAAGGUAAAAGAAUGUCAGACAAACAGGAAGAGAAAGGGGAGGAGGAAGGGGGAUUGGCAGCUUUGAUAUUGAAAAGACAACGUGAUAGGGAGAAUGGGUUGGAUGCUUUGGAAGAGAAGUAUAGGAAGAUCGAGGAGGAACGAACCGCUAAGAAGGCUAAGAAGGGGAAGAAGGGAGAGAAGAAUGGACAAAUGCCAGACAUAAGCGAUGCAGAUUUCGAAGCUUUACAAUCCAAGUUAUUCUCCAAAAAGGAUAAAGAUGAAGAGAAGAAGGGAAACGGGAAGAAAAAGUCCAAGUAG